Fusarium keratoplasticum is the source of this 1539-nucleotide messenger RNA. RefSeq names its product MFS domain-containing protein. Gene Ontology annotation, cellular component: membrane. Gene Ontology annotation, molecular function: transmembrane transporter activity. Gene Ontology annotation, biological process: transmembrane transport. The record is from RefSeq and is a predicted model, not a curated record. The transcript has a single exon. The coding region runs from base 1 to 1539 and encodes 512 amino acids. Lineage: Eukaryota; Fungi; Ascomycota; Sordariomycetes; Hypocreales; Nectriaceae.
AUGUCUGAACCACAUCAGGGUCGCCCCUCCGAGGACCCCGAAAAGGGCCAUUCCGAAAACGACAACAGAACUGAAGGAUCAACAAGAAACUCGAUCUCGGAUGAACACUUUGAGCCACCACAUUCGCCGCUUGGCGAGAUAGCAUUUAUUGCCAUCGUCUGCUCCGCCCAGCUCAUGACCCAAGCCGGUCUUGCUCUCAGUGUUGUACCGAUGCACAUUAUCGGAGACUCUUUCGGCAUAGACAAUCCCGGACAGAUCAGCUGGUUUACCGCCGCAUACUCCCUAACUGUCGGCACCUUCAUUCUUAUUGCCGGACGCUUGGGUGACGUUUUUGGCUACAAGCGCUUCUUUGUCGGCGGCUUCGUUUGGUAUGGCCUAUGGUCACUCAUCGCCGGCUUUUCCGUCUACAGCGGUCCGAUACUAUUCGACUUCUGUAGAGCCAUGCAAGGCAUUGGCCCGGCAUUUAUGCUCCCCAACGCCAUCGCCAUCUUGAGCCAUGCCUACGAGCCGGGCCGGCGUCAAGACAUGGUGUUUAGCAUGUUUGGCGCCACUGCGCCCGGGGGAUUUGUCCUCGGAGCAGUAUUCAGCAGCCUUCUAAGCCAGAGGGUCUGGUGGCCCUGGGCUUAUUGGGUCAUGUGCGCUGCUUGUCUUUCGUUUGCCCUGGCCGGCUUCCUCAUUAUUCCUUCCUCCCAGCAUUCUCUUAACCGGGCACCUUCAUCAUCAAGUAUCUGGAUGCGUGUGGAUGCCCUAGGUUCCAUCACUGGCGUGGUAGCGCUCGUUCUGUUCAACUUUGCCUGGAACCAGGGGCCUACCGUUGGAUGGACCGUUCCUUAUACUUAUAUCACGCUGAUACUCGGCGCAUUGCUCUUUGGUCUCUUCUAUUUCAUUGAGACCAAAGCAAGUCACCCACUCAUACCCUUCGGCGUCCUGAAAGUGGACUCGGUAUUCGCCCUGGGCUGUAUCGCUGCAGGAUGGUCAAGCUUCGGAAUCUUCGUCCUCUACAUCUGGAAUUUCCUCGAGAUUCUCCGUCAGCAGACACCACUCCUCACUUCGGCUCAGUUCACUGUCGUUGCCAUCAGUGGCCUUUGCGCUGCUUUAACCACGGGUGUCCUCCUUAGUCGCAUGCCUGCUUCGGCCGUCAUGCUAAUUGCAAUGACCUGCUUCACCGUAGGAGGUAUUCUCUUCUCGACUCUUCCUAUUAAGCAGACCUACUGGGCCCAGACCUUUGUCGGCCUCAUCAUUCUUCCCUGGGGAAUGGACAUGUCUUUUCCAGCCGGGACCAUCAUUUUAAGUAGAGCCAUGCCCAAACAGCAUCAGGGGUUGGCUGCCUCUCUGGUCAAUACCGUCGUUAACUACUCCAUCUCCAUCGGUUUAGGAUUUGCGGGUACUGUUGAGUAUAAUGUUAAUGACGGGGGUCGAGAUAUUCUGCUUGGUUAUCGUGGGGCGUGGUAUGUGGGUGUUGGACUUGCAGGCCUUGGAAUCGUGAUUGCUCUCGGAUACUGUCUGGCAGAAUGGUAUCGAAGACGGGGCGCGAGAUGA